AUGGUCUUUGCGCGCCGUGCCGUCUUCCGCGCUGCCUCAGCAGCCCAGUCCGUGCGGGCCUUGCCAGCUGCUCGCCAAUCUACUCAAUUGCUCGGCCGUCGGUUCUACUCCAGUGGCAAGGGCUACGAGGACCACAGUACCAGCGAUUUGCCAUGGCUGUUGGGCUCGAUUGGUCUGGGCGGCCCAGUCAUCUUCUACCUCGCUCAGAGUGGUCCCUCGAAGACGUCUCAUCAUGAUGCUCACGAAGCUGACCAUGACGAAGAACAUGCGAAGGAGAGUCCCAAGGUAGAGGGGCAGGAGGCUGCUCCGGAGUCGUCUGAGCAGGAACCCAAGGAAGAAGACAAGGCGACACUAGGUACUGAGGAGAAGCAGGAGACGGAAGAAGCGAAGGAGCCUCGGCAGGAGAAGCCCAAUGACGAGCCCAAGCAGGACGAGCCUAAGCAGGAGGCCAAGCAGGAGGAGCCGAAAAAAGAUGAGCCCAAGCAAGAGGAGCAACCUAAACAGGAGUCCAAGCAGGAAUCAUCCUCAGAAAGCUCCAACUAA
Molecule: messenger RNA, 543 nt
Organism: Penicillium alfredii
Lineage: Eukaryota; Fungi; Ascomycota; Eurotiomycetes; Eurotiales; Aspergillaceae
Exons: 2
Coding region: 1-543 (180 amino acids)
Source: RefSeq, a predicted model, not a curated record